GUUUGAUGAAUAUACCACUAGGUGGAGGGCGAUAUUGACAAAUCCCAAGUGUACUUUGAGUCCUGACUCCAUCAGGAAAGUGAGUCAAGUUAGUCUCUUGACUCUGGACAACAUUCCCCAAAAGAAGCAAGAAUGAAGUCCGAAAGACUUGCCGUUUACGAUGGAUGACAAGUUCUCCCGCGCUUCGGUUCAACGGCUGGCUGACACUGUGCGAAUACCUCACAGAUGGACCGUGUGAUUUCAUCGGAGGAGGGGAACAGGCAAGCCGGACGCCAGGAGCCGCGCGUCCGCUCCCGGAGGAGGCUGGCCGGCGUCAGCUCGCCCGCUCAGGCUGCCGCACGGCUCACCUUGUCCGGGGUCAUGGACACCGAGGGGAGGGUGGACGAGUCAAGACUGAGAAUGCACAUUUUCCAAAACGGUGGCGUAUCUCCCACUGAGCGUGGCCUAGCAUGGCGCUUCCUAUUCGGGAUGUACCCGUGCAGCUCGACCGCUUUGGAGCGUCCUCUGCUUCAGGAGCAGCUGACUGUGCGUUACCAGGUGAUGAAGGCAAAGUGGCAGAACUUCCUCCCUUCGGCUAUACAGAUGCAUCUCAAUGGCACCGAUGCUGAGCUGGUGGCUGCAGUGGGCUAUUUUAACCAGAGGCAGGCACUGGUCCAGCAAGAAGCUGACAACUUGAGUGACGAGGUCCGAGACCGGGUGAUGUUUUUGGAGCUGCAAGCGCAGAUAUUGUUUGAACGUGUUACUUUUGACCAGGAAGAGCUACAGGAAGCCAUCCGAAUUAUUGAUAAAGAUGUCCCAAGAACCAACCGAGACCUGAGCUACUACCAAGGUGAAGGUUCAGGGAAUCUGCUGGUGCUGAGAGACAUCCUCAUCACCUAUGCGGCUUUCCAUCCAGAGGUAAGUUACGCACAAGGAAUGAAUGACCUGUGCAGCCGAUUCCUGGAGGUCAUGGACUGCGAGGUUGACAGUUUCUGGAGUUUUUCUUGCUACAUGGAGAAAUUUGCCAAGGAUUUCCGAGAAGAUGGCCUGCACAGAAAAAUAGAGUUGGAGGCGGCCCUGUUAAAGGAAUUGGACCCUCAACUUCAUGUCCACUUGGUCACAGACAGCAUGGAGAGCUUCACCUUUUGUCACAGAUGGCUGCUGCUAGGCUUCCAGAGAGAAUUCGAACACAGCGAUGCGCUACGUUUGUUUGAGAUCCUGAGUUGUGACCACCUGGAGCUCAUUUCCCAGCGUGUAGACCGAGCCCGUUAUCAGGAAAGACUGGCCCAAAAAUAUUGUCCAGAUGACAAGUGUGGGUCGGAGCUGCAGGCCGUCAAUACAGACUUUACGUUCGAGCUGUUCAUCUGCGCAGCCAUCCUUUUGGACCACAAAGACACUCUGUUGCAAUGUCAAGAUGAAGUCCAGCUGAUUCAAUUCACAAGCAGCCUUCAUGGAACACUGGACUUGAACAGCACUCUGAAGAAAGCAGAGCAUCAUUUCUUCAACUACUGCAAACGCUGUGCUUGGGACUCCAUGAACUGCCACUGUAGAGCGCACAAAAGCAAAGAAGAAGACUUUCUCUAUCAGCUUCGCAGUUUAUUUGUUUCAAGAUAAGAACGACUGGUUCAGUCCCUGUCACCCUUUUAGAAUAAGUCACCAAACAUGUUUAAAGGCAUACAUUUGUUGUUAUUCUUCAUAGUCCAGAGGUAAAAUGUUAUCAGCAGAUAGGUUAUUUCAUCAUUAUGGAAAAGUAUUUAUUGUUUGAAAGUGGACAAACAUGGACUGUGGAUUUUUUUUUAAAUUAUUAUUAUUAUUUUUUUUAACUUGACACGUCAACAUUGGCCUUUUUAAGGCUUGUUACAAAGGCUUAAUGCAAUAUUUAGCCACUGGAAGGUGACAGACAACAGGUGGUGUUACUUACAUACUCGGGUUAUAUUUAAAAUGACUUAUGUAACAAGCGUGUACGUUGUAGACACUGACAGAAAGAAUGGAAAGGGAGGGAAAUGAUAUGAACCUAUGUUAAUAAUAUUGUUAAUGCUAAUAAUUAUAUUUAAUUUAUAUAUGGUGAAUUGGUAUCUUUGAUCUGAAAAUCCCACAAAAAAUGUGACAAAAGGCCGUAAAAAGCUUUCAGUUACUUUAUGGUGGAUAUCAAAAGUUUACUCACGCCUGUUCAAAUGGCAGUUGUUUUUUGGGGGUUUUUUUGGGUGGAAUAAUAAUGAAAAAAUCGAACAAUACAGGCCAUUUCAAAGCCUUUUCCACUUUAAUGUAACCUAUAAAUUGUACAUGCCAAAUCAUUUUAUUUUCUUUAAUCUUUUUAAGAGGGGAUGUACCGGUAGACAUAACUCAAAUAAUGUGGUUUGGCAUUUGUAGAGCCAUUUCCAUCAAAAAGAUAUACACACAGUUCUACAAAUCAUUUAAACUCUGUGUUUGUGGUUUAGUACUGCAAAUGGUCUUUUAUUUGGGGGGGAUGAUAUGUAUUUAACAUUUAAACAAGUUAAUAUGCACUUGCAUUUAACCUCAAGGGUAUUAUUUAGUGACAUUUCUCAGCAACACUAUACAGGAGUAAGUUUAAGGCUAGAUCAAUCCAUUCCUUUGAAUCUAAAUUCAUAUUUCCAAGUCAUUUUUGGAGAAUUGUGUUCUGCAUUUGUGGGAACGGUUUGGAGAAAUCCCCUUUCUGUUCCAGCCUGGCUCUGCCUCAGUGCACAAAAGCAAGGCGCAUGAGUUCAAACACAUUUGAGGUGAAUGAGAAGCGAUAUUGUGAGACUUCAGAAUGAAUCAUGGAGAAAGUUUUCCCAAAAUAGAAGCUGUCAGAGCAGCAAAAGGAGGGGCCAUUGCACUUCCUAGCACUGUAUAUCUAAAGGUCAGCUGUCCUAAUAGUUUUGUCCACUUAUUGGUAGACCAACAAGCUUAUUUGGUAAGUCAGAAGGUUCUAGAACGUUCUGUGGGGGGCUCAUCUGACACCCAGUAGGGCUCCCCCUGCUCUAUAUACACUGGGUGAGCACAUGCCCUCGCCCUCUUAGUCUGCCUGCCAGGACGCAGAAAGGAGUACGGGAGAGGAAGUCAGGGGUCGCUAGCACAACAUAAUCCCAGUUAAAGUUGAACAGCUGACACAACAAGGUAACACGAUUUCUAGCUGUGCUGCAUCCAGCCUGGCUUCAUAGUUUGUCUCGCUUCAUUGCUGCAUUGAAAAGCUUAACUGCCACGUGUGAGAGCUUUUUCAAUUUUUUUUUUCUUUUACAAAUUUUAAUCAUCAUGCUUGCAUGGAUUAUUGACUGCAGGCUGAAACUGAAUCAAUAACAGGCAGUUUAGGUCUAUAUGGUCCAGAGCACUACGUUUAAAUUAUUCAGAUAUCAGCUGAAUGUCAUGUCUUAAAAGCUUAAAAUAAAGAUAAGAAAAAAAUAUGUAAAAAGUAGAAGCAAAAUAAUGAUAUAUCAAAUAUGUUCAUAAAACAAUCUGUGUGUGUGUGUGUGUGUGUGUGUGUGUGUGUGUGUGUGUGUGUGUGUGUGUGUGUGUGUCUGUUUUUGUCAUGAUGGAAACUUGUGGAUGGAGAAGCAGCUGGAGUGUGUCAGCAAUUUCUUUGGUGUUCUUUGGUGUUACACAACCAGGGCAAGUGAAAAUUCAAAAUAACACACUUUGUGAACAAACUUUCGGGUGAAAUUACAAAUAGAGGAAAAGAAAAGGUUGUCAGAUUCAUUAAGUGCCUAAUGACAGUCGGCACUGUCCCUGUUUGCUGCUAUGAGCAUGGCCCAGAAAGUUAUCAAAUAUCUUGGCAUGUACAGAAUGUAAUAUCUUCCCAUAUAUGAAUAAAUUAAUCUUAAAUGUG
Molecule: messenger RNA, 3802 nt
Organism: Hippocampus comes (tiger tail seahorse)
Lineage: Eukaryota; Metazoa; Chordata; Actinopteri; Syngnathiformes; Syngnathidae
Product: TBC1 domain family member 15
Exons: 10
Coding region: 226-1593 (455 amino acids)
Biological process (GO): activation of GTPase activity
Molecular function (GO): GTPase activator activity
Source: RefSeq, a predicted model, not a curated record